Molecule: messenger RNA, 1752 nt
Organism: Amaranthus tricolor (Joseph's coat)
Lineage: Eukaryota; Viridiplantae; Streptophyta; Magnoliopsida; Caryophyllales; Amaranthaceae
Product: CASP-like protein 5B3
Exons: 3
Coding region: 341-799 (152 amino acids)
Cellular component (GO): membrane
Source: RefSeq, a predicted model, not a curated record
UGAACGAUCAUGGCUUUUGACUUGGAGUAACUCUCAAAAUACCCAUUUAGCAAUUACUUAUUUUACACCCUUAAUCAAUUUCAUCAUUACCUUAUAAAUUAUAAUCUCUAAUUCUUUAAUUUUUUGCAUCAAUUCUUCAAUCUACUAUCCGGGUCUUGUGAUUCGGAUACCCCUACUCUGUUUUGGUCUAUUUUUAUCCCAAAUUUUACUAAUAUAAUUGUUCAUCUUUUUUCCCAAUUAUAGAAUUAAUAGUUGAAAUUGUGUUGAAAUAUGUUCAAAUUUUCAAAUGGGUAGUUGAGAAAUUGUUGGUUUUGGGUUGGGAGAAUCAAGAAAACUAAAAAUGAAGGAUUUUGCAGGAACACCAGGCACUCUAACUGGAUUUGCUCUCAGGGUUUCUCAAUUUUUGUUUGCUUCUGCUUCCAUUGCUUCUAUGACUACCACUUCUAGCUUCUUUAAUUUCACUGCUUUCUGCUAUCUUGUAGCUUCCAUGGGUUUGCAAGUGAUCUGGAGCUUAGGCCUCGCCAUGAUGGACGCCUAUGCCCUUGCGAAGAAAAGAACACUUCAUAAUCCGAUACUUGUCAGUCUUUUUGUGAUUGGAGAUUGGGUAACGGCUAUAUUGUCUCUGGCAGCAGCUUCAGCCUCGGCAGGAAUCGCCGUUUUGUAUUUUCAUGAUAUCGGAGGGUGUAACGAUAAUGCAGAAUGCUUCAAAUACCAACUUGCUGUUGCAUUUGCCUUCCUAAGUUGGCUAACUGUCUUCAUUUCAUCUCUCAUCAUGUUCUGGCUUCUUGCAGCCGGCUAGAGAUCUCCUUGCUUCGAUUUUUGCACACUGUAAAUACGAACAAAUCGAAACUACACUAUCAAAGUACGUGAGGAUAUUGCUCUCGUACUGUUUUAUUUGUUAUCGUUUCGAGUGUGUACAGCUCUUUUCGAUUGAUCGUAUUUGUAACCCAAUUUUGAGAAACCCAGGAAGGUAUACCUUGUGGCUUGUGGUACUACCAAUAUUGAGAAUUUGAAAGUGACUUUUCACUGUAUACUUGUAGUUUCAUUCUACUUCUAUUUGAAAUGCUAUACUAUCAGACAUCUACUAGUUAAAGCCAUUAGCCACUAUAGAGUUGGUACUAUGUAUUUAUACGGCACACCGUACUGCUAAUCUAUACAGGUAUACCGUUUGGUAGAGCUUAAGUAUCCAUUCCAUUAUAGUUGCCACUGAUAGUGAUAUUUCUCUAUUGAACGUCACUAUCUGUUUUUGUCAAGGAACCAACAUGGUUGAAAAUGCAAGGAGUCACAUGCCCAAGGAGUUUGAAGCAAGGGAAGAGUAAAAUGUGGUAAAACAAAGCCUGCUCGAUCGAGCCUUGAACUACUGGAUUGAGCAGUUAAGCAGAGAAGAGGAAGUGACUUUUUGAUAGCUUGCUCGAUUGAGCAAGUAAAUGGCUUGAUCGAGCAGGCGUGUCAAAAGCUGGAUUUUUGUAUUGCAUGUAUGAUGCCUUUUGGAGAUUUCUAAGUUUUGGCUUUUUUGACCUUCCUAGGCUAAGCAUAUAAAGAGGGUCUUAAGGGUUAGAAGAUAUAAGUGAAAGAGUGCAAGAAAGCUUUUGUUGAUUGUUGAACCUUGUAAGACAAUAUUUUUUAUAUUUUGAGAGAAACUCUAAAGGAUCUUUGUGAGAUUAAUUGAGUUUGAGUGAGAUUUCUGAUUGUAAUUAUUGUAUUCACAAUAAGAAAUACAAAAAAUUACUUUUAGGGUAGGGUAUCUUAAGG